Messenger RNA from Ambispora gerdemannii, 273 nucleotides. The record is from the annotation of a GenBank genome assembly. Lineage: Eukaryota; Fungi; Glomeromycota; Glomeromycetes; Archaeosporales; Ambisporaceae.
AUGACCAAAAAUCUGAAUCCUCCGAUGAAUUCCGAAACUUUCGGAAUUAAAGCUCACGUGGCGAAAUCCAAAACUUCCGAAAUUAAACGGCCAUUACGUAACGGUAAUGUUAAAGAUCCGGAAACAGAUAUUGGGAUUCGCCACAUCAUUAUUUUCGACUUUAUGAAUUCAAUAAAACAUAUAUCAAUUAAGGCUUAUUUGUUAGAUUUUAUCUGGUUUAACAGCACAAGCAGGGGAAAUAAUAGUUUUACUCAAGGCAUGCUUGUACUGUAA